AUGGAUCGACCCUCCGAAACAGCCCCCGAUGGCACUUCACCACGAACCUUUGCCCUUAAUCACAGCAGGCCAAAGUCCAGCUUCCAAGGUUGCUCGCGGAUAUCCGACUAUGAACUGCAGGGGAAAUUGGGCGAGGGUACCUUUGGUGAGGUCCAUCGCGCUCGAUCCCGCAAGACAGGCGCACUCGUCGCCUUGAAGAAGAUUAUAAUGCACCAUGAAAAAGACGGUUUCCCCAUUACCGCUCUACGAGAAAUCAAGCUGCUCAAGUUGCUGUCUCACCCAAAUAUUCUAAGACUGGAAGACAUGGCUGUAGAGCACCCCACGAGGCAGACCGACAAGCGCAAGAAGCCCAUCAUGUACAUGGUGACACCAUACAUGGAUCACGACCUUUCGGGCCUUCUCGAUAAUCCAUCUGUCCACUUCAAAGAGGCUCAGAUCAAGUGCUACAUGCUCCAGCUACUCCAAGGCCUGCGCUACCUUCACGAAAGUCACGUCCUCCACCGAGAUAUGAAGGCUGCCAACCUUCUCAUCAACAACAAGGGCAUUCUCCAGAUUGCUGAUUUUGGCCUGGCCCGCCACUAUGAUGGACCGACGCCGCGAGCCGGCCAUGCUGUUGGAGAAGGCCGGCGAGACUACACCGGGUUGGUUGUUACUAGGUGGUACCGUCCGCCCGAACUUCUGCUUCAGCUAAGACGUUAUACCCCCGCUAUCGACGUUUGGGGUGUUGGCUGUGUUUUUGGAGAAAUGCUGUUCGGCAAGCCGAUUCUCGCUGGAGAGAGUGACGCUCACCAACUCGAACUCAUCUGGGAUCUCAUGGGCUCGCCUACUGAUGAGAAUAUGCCGGGGUGGAAGAGCCUACCUGGAGGCGAACAUUUGUCUCCCAGGUCACGACCGGGAAAUCUUCAAAGCCGCUUUAGGGAGUACGGCUCUGGAGCAAUUGCUCUACUAAAAGAUUUGCUGAAACUGGACUGGAGAACACGGAUUAAUGCUGUAGAUGCCUUACAACAUCCGUACUUCAAGAAGGAACCGCUACCAAUGGAACCACACCAGCUCCCAACUUACGAAGAAAGCCAUGAGCUUGAUCGCAGAAAGUUCCACGACCGCAAAGCUGCCCUACCACCAGCCCCCAAGGGAGGAACGGUUGGUCUGGGUCCCGACGCAAACGGAGCAACUGCCGGGUUCAACAGCAACGACGCAUACGGCGACACCUAUAUUCCGAGCUAUGGGCGCGAGGAGGCGGGAGGUCGGCGCAGGGAUGACGAGCGGCCUCGUGAUGACCGACGGCGCCCUACCAGCAAGGACAGUAGGCAACGAUACGAUAGAGAGCGACGAACAAGAAGUCGAAGCCGCUCGCCGAUACAUGAUAGGAAUCGCGAUCGAGACAUGUAUCGACGAUGA
Molecule: messenger RNA, 1398 nt
Organism: Trichoderma virens Gv29-8
Lineage: Eukaryota; Fungi; Ascomycota; Sordariomycetes; Hypocreales; Hypocreaceae
Gene: CDK9
Exons: 7
Coding region: 1-1398 (465 amino acids)
Biological process (GO): protein phosphorylation
Cellular component (GO): nucleus
Molecular function (GO): cyclin-dependent protein serine/threonine kinase activity; ATP binding
Source: RefSeq, a predicted model, not a curated record